Messenger RNA from Akanthomyces muscarius, 756 nucleotides. RefSeq lists its product as uncharacterized. The transcript has 3 exons. Gene Ontology annotation, cellular component: cytoplasm. The record is from RefSeq and is a predicted model, not a curated record. The coding region runs from base 1 to 756 and encodes 251 amino acids. Lineage: Eukaryota; Fungi; Ascomycota; Sordariomycetes; Hypocreales; Cordycipitaceae.
AUGGCGCAUAGGAAAGCCAUUGUGGUGGCUAUAUCCGGCUGCUCGUCAAGCGGGAAGACGACGCUGUCACGACUGCUACGAGACAUAUUUCCAAGCACCUUUAUCCUGCAUGAGGAUGACUUUUACAAGACCGACAAAGAUAUUCCUUUAAACAAUGGAAUCGCAGACUGGGAUUGCGCGGGAGCUAUUGACAUCCCCGCCAUGACGGAGGCAGUGGCAUAUAUUCGUCAACACGCCGAGAUUCCACCCACAUUGAACUCCAUGGAGGACCAAAAUUCUGUCGGGAAAUGCCCCGUCCCAGACUCUCUCAUCGCCGAGCUCAAGGCCAAAGCCGCCGCCGCCAUCCCCGCGAGCCACCCGCUGCGCGAAUCUCGCCUGCGCAUGUGUCUCUUUGACGGCUUCCUGCUGUACUCCAAGUCCAUGACGGAGCUCGCCCCGUCGCUCGACAUCAAGGUCCUGCUGCGCGCCUCGUACGCCCAGGCCAAGGCCCGCCGCGAGGCCCGCGACGGGUACGUGACGCUGGAGGGCUUCUGGAAGGAUCCGCCUGGGUACGUGGAUGAUAUUGUGUGGCCAAACUACGUCAAGGAGCACGAGUGGCUGUUCGAAAAGGGCGACGUCGAGGGGGAGUACAGGCAGGACGUGCUGCAGAAAGAGGGCAUACUGGUGCCAAAGGGCGGCGCCUUGGACCCUGACAUGGCGGAAACGCUGCAGUGGAUGGUUGAUGUCAUCUUGGCUAAGCUGCAAAAUUACAAUUAG